Molecule: messenger RNA, 3264 nt
Organism: Candidozyma haemuli
Lineage: Eukaryota; Fungi; Ascomycota; Pichiomycetes; Serinales; Metschnikowiaceae
Gene: MSB2
Product: Msb2p
Exons: 1
Coding region: 1-3264 (1087 amino acids)
Biological process (GO): osmosensory signaling pathway via Sho1 osmosensor; signal transduction involved in filamentous growth; fungal-type cell wall organization
Cellular component (GO): cell surface; site of polarized growth; extracellular region
Molecular function (GO): osmosensor activity
Source: RefSeq, a predicted model, not a curated record
AUGAAAUCUGCUUUUAUCCUUCCCAUCUUCCUUGCCUUGGCUUCUGCUGCCGAGGAUAGACAUGAUGGUGACAGAAACGGUGGUGCCAGAGGUGGUAACAGUUAUUUUAACAACUACUGGAACUCCAUAGUAAACGGCGCCCAGAGAGGUAACAAUAGGGAUGUUGUACCUGGCCAAGCUUCGCUGAGCUCUUCACUGAGUUCUUCGCUGGCUUCCCCUACUCCAUCCGUGGCUCCUACGCCCUCUUCUCCAGGCAACCCAUUCAUGGACUGGACGUCUUUCGUCCCAGAUCCUUCUACGUGGUUCAGCCCGGAUGCAGAGAGUCAGCCUGAGCCUUCGUCUCAGCCGCCUCCUGACUCGAGACCAACUUCUAGCUCCAGCUCUAGUCCAAGCCCAAGCCCAAGUCCCAGACCAAGCCCAAGCUCCAGCUCCAGCUCUAGUUCGUCUCCAGCUCCAGGUCCAACACCCUCUACUUCCACUCCAUCAACUUCCAGUUCUGCUGCUCCAACUCCUUCCACUCCUUCUCAAGCAGAACCUGAACCCAAGGCAUCUUCCAGCUCCAGCUCUAGCGUUACUCCUACGCCUAGCCCAGAACCAACUCCAACCACUAGUUCCAGCUCUAGUUCUGUUCCUAGCUCCAGCUCCAGCUCCAACAGCCCUUCACCACCAACAUCGUCAUCGUCAUCUACUUUCAGUACGGUGGCUCCAAGUCAGGCACAGUUGGACAGCGAGUCGCUGUCGACACCUCCUCCAGCUUCAUCAGCUCCAGCAUCCUCGUCAUCGCAGUCCUCUCUGUCGGCUCCAAAAGAGCAGCCUCCACUGAGUCAAUCCUCCUCAUCACUGGUGGCACCUCUGUCAUCCGCUGUGCCAACCUCUGAGACUUCCACUUUAACUCCAUCAGAGGCUGCUCCUCAACCAUCUUCUCAACAGAGCCCUCUGGCAUCGGUGCAACCAUCAUCGGAGUCUUCCUCCUCGGAAAGCUCUUCGUCGUUAUCACCAACACCAGUGACGUCGACUGCGUCACCAACGCCAGAUACGUCGACACCUUCGUCUACUCAGUUAUCUUCUCCAACACAGGAAAAAAUUUCGGAGAAUCCAGAGACUUCUAGUGAGCAUGUUUCGGAGUUACCUCCACCAGAGUCAUCUUCAAUUGAAGAAGUUACUACUUCCUCUUCCCCUACUCCUUCUCCAGAGCCAAGCACGUCUGAACUUUUUGGAAACCCACUGACUGAAUCGUCAGAAGUUCCCGAACCGGAUACUACUCCAACUACUAGCCUGUUCUCGGAGAUCGAGAGCCUGACAGUCGAGGAAAGUCAGACUUCGCUGGAUAGUAUUCCACCACCACCACCCACGGAAAGUAGCUCUGAUGCGUAUCGUCCGCUUCCAGCAUCUACUGAGUCGGAACCUGAAGAGAGCACGGUCCAGCCAACAUCCGACUACCCUGACGAAUCUACGUUGUCUCCAUCGCCUAACCCGGAACCAACAACCAGCAGCAUUGACGCCGCUACCCAGACUACCUCAACUGAGGAGCCAAGUGUCCCAGAGUCGCUGACAUAUGUUCCAAGCCCCAGUGCGUACGAGACAUCGUCAUCUCCAGUCCAGGGUCCAAUUGAAUCAGAGUUCCCUCCUCUGCUGCCUGUUCUGGAGAUCUCGACAUCUUCUACGGAAACCAGUUCGCCUGUCAUCAUUAGUCCUUCGAGCUCUGAUGAGCAGUCGACCUUCUCCGAGCCCCCUGUGGUUACUUCGUCAUCUCCUGUCAGUACUGAACCCGAAACCACAGCACUCCCAGAGUCCAGCUGGUCUGAACCGAUUGCUAGUGAGCCACUCACGAGUCUGACGCCUGUCGUUCCUGAAACCACCACCUCAUCGGAGUGGCCUUUGGAAGAGUCUUCCACUAUCCUGCUGGCUACUCCAGCUAUUGUUACCACAUCCAGUGUUGAAUCGCUGCCGGAAGUUGUCCCUACUCUGUCUCCAGAGCAGUCAACUUUCGAAGAGGUAACACUGGUUGUUUCUGAAUCGUCAAGCGCAGCUCAAGCAUAUUUGACCACUACGCCUUCAAGUUCUCCUGUUCCUGUUUCAUCAUUGACGUCGGAGGAAUCUCCAAUUGCCACACAGCCGCUGGAGGUGACGGAGGCACUGACUGUUUGGAGUCUGGCUCCAUCUGAGGAAUCGUCUUUCGUUCCGGUGGCAUCAAGUCCCGUCUCUCAGUCGCCAGUCUCUCAGUCGCCAGUCUCGCAAUCACCAACAUUCCAGACCGAGUCGUCGCAAGUGGUACCUACCACUGCUUCCGCACCAUCCUCCGGUGUUGUGCAACAGUCAGCUGUACCAGAACCAUCGACCGAGUCUGCUAUAAGUGCUGUCGAGCCUACUCCUGCGCCUUCUUCUCCGGCGGAAACUGAACCUGCUGCAACAGAGGAACCUGCUCCAUCAUCAACCAAGAAUUGGUUGCCAACGCAGAUCGUAGCAGAAUCGACUUCCACCAGUGGAGAAAGCAUAGCUGCUGCAACUACUGCCGCAACUAAGACAUCUGGCUUACCAAAGGCUAUCACUCCAGCCCAGACUGCAUCUCCAGGUAAAGAGUACUCUCUUAUCUACAUUGGUUUCAAGGAGAGCUUGAACUAUCCUUUCGUUGUUGAGAAUUCUUUAUCAUCGGCGCAGAUUUUUGAGUAUCUUCCAAGGGUAUUGCAAUUCCCAUUCGGGGACAAAAAGGAGUACAAGGACACCAUUGUCAGUAGUUUGGUGCCUUACCAUGCUGACGGUAUUGAGUAUGCAAUUACUGUUGCGGAGGUCUACUUCCCAGCUAAUGCUGUUGAUGCUUUGUCCCAACUUGUAUUGGAUGAUAACUCGAAGUUGUACAGAAAUCCUGAUGACACCGAGGCCAAGUUGGCCUCAUUGAUCGACAAGAGAAUCCCAAUCGUUGGUUUGAACACUGGUGACGGGUCCUCUCUGAGCAGCAGUGACCUGAACAAUGGCUCAUACGAUUCAUCGAAUAAUCCCGUGAAGAAUAAGGGCACAAUUGCUGGUGUUGCCACUGGUGCCGCAUUGGGAUCCAUUAUUUACAUGUCAUUAAUGGUUCUCUUAUUCAAGAAGUACAAGAAGAAGAGAGCUCUUCAGCUUCCUCCAUCUGAUAAUGAAAGCUCCUUGGACUGGAGUUCUCAGGAAGAUUCUGGUGUCCCAUCGAAUUCCAAUGGCACUAAUUCAACCAGGCCUGAGAUCUCUGAACCUGUGAAUGCGUUCAACUCUCUAGGUUGGUCAACAAACUAG